Harmonia axyridis is the source of this 2797-nucleotide messenger RNA. RefSeq names its product leucine-rich repeat and death domain-containing protein 1-like. The record is from RefSeq and is a predicted model, not a curated record. NCBI's taxonomy places the organism in Eukaryota, Metazoa, Arthropoda, Insecta, Coleoptera, Coccinellidae. Bases 221 to 1837 code for a protein of 538 amino acids. The transcript has 2 exons. Gene Ontology annotation, molecular function: protein binding.
AUAUUAUCCUGAUUUAGCACAUAACCUUCAAACUCCGCGUCGAUCCCAACGUAAACUUAUGAUUGUUGAGUCGAGCUAUUCUCAAUUGUUAUCCUCAUUCGAAUCUACGCGCAAUAUCUUCUCGAUAUUUAUUUUUGGGGGUUCACAAGUGAUUUGAGAAAGAUAUAAUAACGAAGAUAAUUUUGAUUUUAGUAACUGUGAGUUUUUAACAUUGAACACGAUGCGGAUCUGCAUCAUCUCCCAAUUGCUCCUAGUUUUCCUCCAUUCAGUGGCUGGAUUUACUUUGACAACGGAGGACGUUCAACAAAUAUGCGGCUCAGAAAAUUGGACAUUACUUGAUCUCAAGAUUAUCCAGGAUGUUGGUGACAUCAAAAGACUGACUUCUAACAAAUGUGCACUUAACUUACGAAUCCCUGCAAACGGAAGACUUACGAAAAAAGUUAUGGAUCUCCUACCUAAACACCAUUUGAAAUUAUUGCAAAUAUCUGGUGAACUCCAAGUGUUAGAUGAUGAUAGCUUGUCAUCUCUGAAGUCUUUGAAAUAUCUCAAACUAUCGAAUCUUAAUCUCGAAAAAUCAGAUAUUUUUAAAAGUGAAGGUAAAUUUCCUAAGCAUCUUCAACUUCUUGACUUGUCUCACAAUGGAUUAAAUAAUUUGACUUUCUUCAAAACGGAAAGUAAAAAGAUGAUGAAAAUCAAUGUGCACGAUAAUCACCUACAUACAGUACCUAAAGAGUUGAAAGUUUUCGGGAAUUUGCAAGAAAUUGUGAUGAACCAUAAUAAAAUCGAGAAUUUUUCACUUGAUUCAACUUUGAUAAACGUGGUAUACUUGGAUGUUUCCUAUAACAUCAUCAGAAAUUUGUCAGGAUUGCAGCAUUUUCCAAACCUGGUGGUUCUGAACCUGACUAGCAACUCUAUACAUGAAAUAAGGGAAGAAUAUUUCGAAAAUGAACGUCCUAAUCUGCAAGAACUGCUUCUCGAUAAUAAUUUCAUAGAAUUCAUUCCAAUAAGAAUAUUGUUGAAUUUUCCGAAACUAAAAAUUUUCUCAAUCGCAAAUAAUAAACUAAGGAAGUUAAUACCAACAACAGAAAAUUACAGAACUACAGAAAUUGAAUAUUUGAAUUUGGGAAGUAACUCUUUGGAUGACAUACCAUUCAACUUCCUCAAAUGGUUUCCAUUUUUGAAAACACUUAAACUCAAUAACAAUAAAUUGUCCUAUUUGAGAUCGGGUACAUUCGCAAGACUGAAUAAUUUGCAGCAUUUGGAUCUCUCCAAUAAUGAAAUUGUUAAUUUUAAUGUGAAAAGGUUGAUUCCGUUAGAAUCACUUUCUGCUUUGAAUUUGAGUAACAACAAGAUAGAAAUAAUAGAUUAUUUCUCUUUGGCAUUGCAUAUUCCAAAUUUAAGGAUAAUAAAUAUUGAUGGAAAUUCUUUGUUUUGUGAGAAUUUGAUAGAAACCUUGAGAUUCUUCGAUAACAACGCCAUUGAAGUUGAAAAGGGUAAGUGUAGAGAAAGGGAACAUAUAAGAGAUAUUUGUUGUGUGGAUGGAACCAAAAAUUACACUGAUCUCAUCAGUGAAGGUAAAUUUAAUAUGGUAUCUUUCUCGUUGAUCACACAAAAUCAGAAAAAUUCAAAAAAAUUGGAUGAACUAUUGAAAACUUUCAGUAACGCCACUGUCAAAAAGGAGAGCCCUAGUUCGAUGCCUAAUGAGGGUUUAGUUAUAACGAAAGCAACAUUUUGGACUGGUUUAGGUAUUAUAAUUGCUGCUUUAUGUUUGAUUUUAUUCGUUCUUCUUCUUUCCUUGUUCGCCAAGAAAAAAGAAAUUUUGCCAGUACAUCUAUGAAUUUUUCAGAAAAAAGAUGAUGUUUCCACUCGAAUCUGAUUUAAUUUUAUUUUCUGAACUUUGUAUCGAAUACUGUAAUGAAACGAAUGCUAAAGUAAUUUCAAACUUGUCAUAGAUUGCAUUUAAUGUGAAAAAUCUGAUCAGUUUGUGGAGCAGAUGGUUUAAGCUAUACUGGGUGAUCCUAAAUUGGAAAUAUUGACGGAAAUGAGAGGUUCUUCCAUUAAUUCUAAGAAGAAAGCUCUUCAUGGGCCGCAAAUGUCUUGUUCAGGAGAUACAAGGUGCAAAAGAUCAUAGCACAUGGACCUUACAAGAUAUUAAACUGAAAUUUUGCAUGAAUAUUCAAAUUCAGAAUUUAUAUUACGUGAUAUGUCAAUUUUGAUUGAAGAUCUGCAGAGUGAUAUUAUAGUGCCAGCUGUUUUCCUCGAGAACAUUUUGCUGAUAUAAUGUUUUUGGUGGAGCACUGUCUAAACCAAAUAAUUCUCUUGAAAUCCUCAGGAAUAUCCGAAAUCCAGUUACCAUGCUGUGAUGAAUAAAUCAAUAAUUAGUUUAAAUGCUUAUUUUCCCGAUCUUCAGCAAUGAUUCAUCAAGAUUCGACACUCGUGUAUAAUCAUCUCAGAAAAGUAGGACUACAAGAAACACCCUGUGUCUCGAAAACAAAGUGUAUACUUUAUAGGAUAUUUUUUCGAAGAAUUAUUCAAUGAAUCUCUCAUUUUCACUUGUACUACCAAUUUAGGACCAUCCUGUAUGUAAGCUCUUAGUGGACUGCAGAUAUUUCCAAGAUUUACUUCAUACCUGAGAAGGUUUGAGAAAUGCUUACAAAUCGGCCAGUAUAUUUCAGAACUGAAAUGUUUUUUUUUAAGAAUAAUUGUUGAGAUUGUUAUUAUACAAUAGUAUUUUUUUUAUAUUUUGUAAUACGAUUUUAUCGAAAUAUAUCUAUACAAGAAAAUUACUCACUCUCAA